AUGGCGCCCACCGCUGACGUCCUCCCCGCCGCCGAGGCCUCCACCCGUCCGGGCCUCCUCGUCCAGCCUUCCGACACCAAGCUGCGCAAGGCCUCCUCCUUCCGCACCGAGCAGGUCGUCAUCGACGGCAACAACCUCAAGAUCCAGGGCCUCGUCGCCUCCGCGCGCUACGGCCACAUCCCCAUCCUCGACAGCUCGCCCGCCGUCCGCAAGCGCAUCGACGACUCGGUCAACUCGCUCAUCGCAAAGCUCGACCGCGGCGAGUCGAUCUACGGCAUCAACACCGGCUUUGGCGGUUCCGCCGACUCGAGGACCGCCAACACGCGUGCGCUCCAGCUCGCGCUCCUCCAGAUGCAGCAGUGCGGCGUCCUCCCCGUCCCCUCCACCUUCCCCACGGGCGAGCCCAGCUCGGCCCCCUUCGCCCUGCCCCUCACCGACACCGAGACGUCGCUCGUUAUGCCCGAGGCGUGGGUGCGCGGCGCCAUCGUCGUGCGCCUCAGCUCGCUCAUGCGCGGCCACUCGGGCGUGCGCUGGGAGGUGCUCGACAAAAUGCAGAAGCUCUUCCUCCAGAACAACGUCACCCCCGUCGUCCCCGUUCGCUCGAGCAUCUCGGCGAGUGGCGACCUGAGCCCGCUCAGCUACGUCGCGGGCGCCCUCGCAGGCCAGCGCGGCAUCUACUGCUGGGUGACCGACAAGUCGGGCCAGCGCGUCAAGGUGACUGCCGACGAGGCCUGCCGCAUGCACGGCAUCGAGCCCGUCCUGUACGAGCCCAAGGAGGCGCUGGGUCUGCUCAACGGCACCGCCUUCUCCGCAUCCGUCGCCGGCCUCGCCACGUACGAGGCCGAGAAGCUCGCUCAACUGACGCAGCUCACCACGGCCAUGGCGGUCGAGGCGCUCAAGGGCACCGAUGCCAGCUUUGCUCCCUUCAUCCACGAGGUCGCCCGCCCGCACCCGGGCCAGAUCAAGAGCGCGCGCUACAUCCGCGCGCUCCUCUCGGGCUCCAAGCUCGCCGAGCACCUCGAAAACGAAAAGCACGUGCUCUUCUCCGAGGACAACGGCACGCUGCGUCAGGACCGCUACACGCUCCGCACCGCCUCGCAGUGGGUCGGCCCCGGUCUCGAGGACAUUGAAAACGCCAAGCGCAGCGUCGACAUUGAGAUCAACUCGACCACCGACAACCCCAUGAUCGACCCCUACGAUGGCGACGGCCGCAUCCACCAUGGCGGCAACUUCCAGGCCAUGGCCAUGACGAAUGCUGUGGAAAAAAUCAGGCUCGCACUGUGCGCGAUGGGCAAGAUGACGUUCCAGCAAAUGACGGAGCUGGUCAAUCCCGCCAUGAACCGCGGCUUGCCCGCCAACCUGGCGUCGACGCCCGAUCUGUCGCUCAACUUCCACGCCAAGGGCAUCGACAUUGCGCUGGCCAGUGUGACAUCGGAGCUGAUGUUCCUGGGCAACCCGGUAUCGACGCACGUGCAGAGCGCCGAGAUGGCCAACCAGGCCAUCAACUCGCUCGCGCUCAUCAGCGGCAGGCAGACGCUCCAGGCCGUCGAGUGUCUCUCGAUGAUCCAAGCGUGGUCGCUGUAUCUGCUGUGCCAGGCGUUGGAUAUCCGCGCGCUCCAGUACAAGGUGGCCGAACAGCUGCCCGCCGUGGUGCUGGCAUCGAUCAACAGCCACUUUGGCGAGUGGAUGGACGAGACCAAGCAGGCCGAGAUUGCGAUGCUCGUAUUCAAGAGCAUGUCGAAGCGUCUCGACGAGACCUCGUCCAAGGAUCUGCGCGAUAGGCUGGUCGAGACGUACCAAGAUGCCUCGUCGGUGCUGGUCAAGUACUUUAGCGAGCUGCCGAGCGGGGGUGGUGCGGAUCCGCUGAGGAAUAUCGUCAAGUGGCGUGCGGCGGGUGUGGCCGAGACCGAAAAGAUCUACCGCGACGUGACGGUCGAGUUUUUGGACAACCCGUUUGCGUGCCAUGCAAGCCAUCUGCUCGGCAAGACAAAGAGGGCGUACGAGUUCGUCAGGAAGACUCUGGGUGUGCCCAUGCACGGCAAGGAGAAUCUGGCAGAGUUCAAGGGCGAGUUUAGCCAGUGGAACACUACUGGUGGGUACGUCAGCGUGAUUUAUGCAAGCAUCCGCGACGGAGAGCUGUACGACAUGCUCGCCGAGCUCGAGAAGGAGAUCUACUAG
Messenger RNA from Moesziomyces antarcticus, 2178 nucleotides. RefSeq names its product phenylalanine ammonia-lyase. Bases 1 to 2178 code for a protein of 725 amino acids. NCBI's taxonomy places the organism in Eukaryota, Fungi, Basidiomycota, Ustilaginomycetes, Ustilaginales, Ustilaginaceae. Gene Ontology annotation, biological process: L-phenylalanine catabolic process. Gene Ontology annotation, molecular function: ammonia-lyase activity. The record is from RefSeq and is a predicted model, not a curated record. Gene Ontology annotation, cellular component: cytoplasm. The transcript has a single exon.